This is a messenger RNA of Drosophila serrata, 813 nucleotides long. Its product is annotated as alpha-tocopherol transfer protein-like. Gene Ontology annotation, molecular function: phosphatidylinositol bisphosphate binding. NCBI's taxonomy places the organism in Eukaryota, Metazoa, Arthropoda, Insecta, Diptera, Drosophilidae. Gene Ontology annotation, cellular component: membrane. The record is from RefSeq and is a predicted model, not a curated record.
CUGCCCGAAAAGAUUGAACCCAUUGUGAUGCUCCGUUUCCUCAAGUGUAUGGCCUACGAUGUGAAGAAGACCAAGGCCCUGGUGGAGCUCAACUACAGCAUGCGGAAUAAGCAUCCGCACUUGUUUAUGGAUCGCAACAUGAACGACGAGAUGACCGCCAAGGGAUUGAAAGUGUCCGACUGUCUGAUACUGCCUGGUAUUACGCCCGAGGGUAACAAGCUGCUCUUCUUCCGCAUGACCGACUUCGAUCCAUCUACGCGCAAUUCGGUGGAGGAAACCAAGAUCUUCUUUAUGCUAAGCGAUGCUCGGUUCACGAGGCCGGAUGUGGAGGUGGAUGACGGAAAGGAGUACGUUCUGGACGAAGCAGAUAUUGCAAGCGGGGAUGUGCAGAUUGUGGAUAUUGAGGGCUAUAUGCGACACCUGGCCUACGUCUCGAUCUUUGUGCUGCGGAUCUACAUGAAGUUCCUUCAGGAGGCCUAUCCUUGUCGGCUCAAGGCCAUGCAUGUGAUCAACUGCCCCUCGUUUCUGGACAAGCUUGUCUCCAUGAUGUCGCCCUUUUUACGAGAAGAGGUCCGAAAUAUGAUCAAAUAUCACACGGAGGGCCUGGAGAGCCUCUAUGCGGAGGUGCCCAGGGACAUGCUGCCGGAGGAGUACGGUGGCAAGGCGGGCACCGUGGAGCAGCUGAAGGCCAGGAGCAUUCAGUCCCUCCGCGAAAAGAGUGAAUAUCUGAGUGACGAACGCUUCUGGAAGGUUACGUCGCAGAGCAAGAGCCGCUGGUUAUGGUUCUAAUACCCUGUAGGAUCCUGGUUCCGA